Pieris rapae (cabbage white) is the source of this 1069-nucleotide messenger RNA. RefSeq names its product transmembrane protein 134. The transcript has 2 exons. NCBI's taxonomy places the organism in Eukaryota, Metazoa, Arthropoda, Insecta, Lepidoptera, Pieridae. The record is from RefSeq and is a predicted model, not a curated record. The coding region runs from base 211 to 705 and encodes 164 amino acids.
AGUGUUAACUACAGAUUAGUUAGUAAAUGGUGAUGAAAAUUGUGUUAUGAGGUAAAUACUCUAGGCUGGACAUUGACUAAUGACGCUUACACAUAUAUUUAUUUUUAGUGACAGCUGUGUUUUCGUUUUGUCUUCGCUCGAUAGUCAUACAUAUAAUUUCAUAAAUAAAUUGUAAUGUUUUACAUCUCUAAAUAAUAGGAAAUAAUCAAAAUGACAAGAACGCUUGGAAACACUGAAAAGCGAUUUUCAAUAGACGAUGCAUUCGAAGAAGAAACUGAUGAAGCCAUCAAAGUGUAUGGUGCUACCGUUGAUAGGUCUCCGAUACAAAAUAAAUUUAAGAAUGGAGGCGAUUUUAUUUCAAGUAAAACCUAUAAAUAUACUGAAGAUACAACAUCUCGAGACUCUGAUUCACUCAUACAUGAAUAUGUAGAAGCUUCACAAUCUCUAUAUUGCUGGAAUCACCCAAAGGUCAGGGAGAAUUGGAAAACAGUAUGUGCUGCUGUAAUACUACUUAUAGUUGGUGUAGGUUUACUUGGCAUGUGUGCCUUUGCUGUAGCUGAACCGGAGAAUGGUCUACAAGGUGCUGUGUUUUUUGUAGCUGGCAUGAUUUGCUUUGUCCCCGGAGCUUAUCAUGUAGUUUACAUUUGGCUAGCUGCAAGAGGACAAAGAGGGUAUGAUUUCUACCACCUGCCUUUAUUUACUUGAUUAUUUUUUAUGGAGAUGUAAAAUCAUAAAAUUCUGUGUUGUGUUCUUAAGGUUGACUGAUAUAUAUAACAAGCUCUCUAUAUUGCCCCUCAACUUGUAGAGUUGUACUUCUUAGCGGAACUUACAGGAUAUUAAUAAAAAAUACUGCAAAUGAUAAGUAUAGAGUAAUAUUUAAAGCUAUCGGUUUAACAGAUCACUUUAUCCUUUUACUUCCUCUAAUAAAAUAAAUAAAAUUGGGUAGCUAUUGAUAGUUGUUAAAGGAUCACAAUAUUUGUGGAUAUUGUGUAACUAAAUUCUUGAAGUUUUCUAUGUUACAAGAAAAAAAAAUUUAUGUAUAGUUUUUAUUAAAGUGCCUAUAUACAUU